UUCCUCCAAUACUUGACCAGUCCUCAGUCCUGAACAGCACGUGGCCAAUCAAUGGAAAGCACUCGCUUUACGUUCUUCUAAAGCAUGCUCCUAUUCCAGCUCCUACAGUCGUAUGGCAGCACAAUGGAGCCCCCGUCACAGGGGUGAGCACAGUGAGAUUAUCCAGCACCAGCUGGUCGUUGAUCUUGAAUAAUCUAGCAAUGUCUGACGUCGGAGUGUAUACAAUCACGAUCAGCAACGCUGUGGGAUCAGAGAAAGUGACGUUCUUCUUGGACGUUCAAGUGAUCCCAAGAGUGAGUGCACACUCAUCCUUACACAGAACUGUGCUGCUUGGUAAGCCCGCCAACUUUUCCAUCACCCUGGAGCACGCGCACCGUACAAUGCCGACGAUCGUCUGGUCGCACGCCGGACAUCCAAUCAAUGCCAGCGAUGACAGGGUGCAGUUGUCCAAUGGUGGACUGUCGUUGGAACUGACCAACGUGGUGCCGUCGGACAGGGGACAGUACGGAGUCUUGGUGCAGAAUGGCGCAGGCUAUGAUAACGUGAAAUUCACACUGGAUGUUCGAGUUCCUCCAGUUGUGGACACGUUCUCAACGCUGAACAAUACAAGGCCAACCACCACCGGCGACAUCUCAUUCUACGUUACCCUGAAGUACACACCCACACCAUCGCCGACUAUCACAUGGCUGCACGAUGGAUUGCCGAUUAACACAAGUGAAAGCAGGGUACAAUUGCAUGAGGAUAGUUUGUCCUUGCACCUGACUCAGCUGGCCGUGUCCGACAGUGGAUCGUACACCGUCUUCAUGAACAACACCGUGGGUUCUGAGAAAGUGGUGUUCUUCCUGGAUGUUGAAGUGCCCCCAGAGGUCGGCACAUUCUCAACUUUGGACGUAAGCAAACGGCUUGGCAAACGCGCCACGUUUUCCAUCACCCUGAACACAACACACCGCACAAUGCCGACUAUUGAAUGGUCGCACAACGGAUCUCCCAUCAACACCAGCGCGGACAGCGUGCAGUUGUCCAAUGGUGGACUUUCGCUGAAACUGCCCAAGCCGACGCCAUCGGACGCGGGAGUUUACACAGUUUUGGUGUGGAACAGUGCAGGGUCUGAUAGCGUGACAUUCACGCUGGAUGUUCGAGUGCCUCCAGUUGUGGACACGGUCUCAACCCUGAACAGUACAAAGCUUAUCACGGAAAACAUCUCGUUUUACGUUAACCUGAAGCACACGCCUAAUCCGCCACCAACUGUCACAUGGCUGCAUGAUGGAUUGCCGAUGAACACAAGCGUGAACAGAACACAAUUGUCUAGUGAUAGCUUAUCAUUGAACUUGACGCAUCUGGCACUCUCUGACGGUGGAAUGUACACUGUCUCGAUUACGAACAUGUUCGAAUCAAAGAAAGUGAUGUUCUUCCUGGACGUUCAAGUUCCCCCAGUGGUGGCCACAGUAUCAGCCUUGGAUACAACUAAGCAGCUCGGCAAGCGCACCAGGUUUUCCAUCACCCUGGAACACACGCCCGUUCCACCGCCAACUAUUAUAUGGUCGCACAAUGGAUCUCCAAUCAAUACGAGCGAAGACAGGGUGCGUUUAUCCGAUGGUGGCUUGUCGCUGAGAUUGGCCAAAUUGAUGUACGAAGACACGGGAAUUUACACCGUCUUGGUGGAGAAUGGUGCAGGAACAGAUAGCGCGACAUUCUCCUUGUAUAUUCCAGCUCCUCCACUGGUUGACGCAGUCUCAACCCUGAACAGUACCAAACUAGUGGGCGAAAACGUCACAUUUUACGUCACUCUGAAGAUUGCCACCAAACCAUGGCCAUCCGUCACGUGGACUCACAACGGAUCACCAGUCAAUAGAUCAACUGUUGCUCCACCGCAGGCGAAGAAUACUUUCUCAUUCACUAUCAUAGAUCUGAGCCUAGAAGACGGCGGAGUGUACACGAUCUCUCUGAAAAAUACUCUAGGAUCAGUGAAUGUAACAUUUUCCCUCGAUGUUCAC
Messenger RNA from Sycon ciliatum, 1994 nucleotides. Its product is annotated as hemicentin-1-like. Gene Ontology annotation, biological process: homophilic cell-cell adhesion. The record is from RefSeq and is a predicted model, not a curated record. Gene Ontology annotation, cellular component: plasma membrane. Lineage: Eukaryota; Metazoa; Porifera; Calcarea; Leucosolenida; Sycettidae.